AUGAGGAUUAUGAGGCCGACUUUAGUCCUUCUACAGUCACAGUGUCUCCUGUGUGUGUUUGUGGCCGUGUGUGUGCCCAGUGCUGUGGGCUCGCUACCUCACGCACUACCAUGGCAUGUCUCCUGCCCGGUGCGGUGUGUUUGCCAGAUCAAGCCGUGGUUCUCCCCUGAUUCGGUCUACCAUGAAGCUCCCACUGUGGACUGCAAUGACCUGCUGUUGACCAAGCUCCCGGUACCCAUACCCCCGAACACGCACACCCUGCGCUUGCAGAGUAACCUGCUGUCUGAGAUCAACACUGCGGUGUUGCAUGGUCUCCCCAACCUCACCGACCUUGACCUUUCCCAGAAUCGUUUCAGCCAUGUCAGGACAAUUACUCAGAGCUCCUCCCUGCCCUCUCUUCUGUCUCUUCACAUGGAGGAAAACCAUCUUGGUCACCUCCCCAAUGCCUCUUUCUCCUCACUGCCAGCUUUGCAGGAACUCUUUCUCAGCCACAACAACUUACAUUCAAUAGCACCUGGAGCCUUCACUGGUCUGGACUCCCUGCUGCGCCUUCAUAUCAACAACAACAGACUCACCACUAUUGAUCCUCGGUGGUUCAGGGCUUUGCCCCGUUUGGAAGUUCUCAUGCUUGGGGGAAACCCGGUGGAGGCCCUUCCUGAGCGAGGCUUCCUGGCCCUGAAAUCCCUCCGGAGUCUUGUCCUUGGUGGCAUGGGUCUAAGAGGCCUGGCUGAAAAAGCACUGGAAGGGUUGGAUGGCCUGGAGAGCCUCUCCUUCUAUGAUAACCUGCUGACAAAGGUCCCCACACAAGCCCUGAGAAGAGUUCCAGGACUUAAGUUUCUAGACCUCAAUAAGAACCGCAUCAAACUUAUCGAGACAGGAGAUUUCCGAGACAUGAUCCACCUGAAGGAGCUCGGCCUGAACAACAUUGAGGAGCUUGUUUCCAUUGAGAGAGCCGCCCUGGAGAAUCUUCCAGAGCUCACCAAGCUGGAGAUCACCAACAAUCCACGUCUGUCCUACAUUCAUCCUCAGGCUUUCCUCCAGCUGAGCAGACUGGAGAGUCUGAUGCUCAACUCCAACUCUCUCAGCGCUCUGCACCACCACAUCAUGCUCUCCCUGCCCAGUCUUCAGGAGGUCAGCUUACACUCCAACCCACUACGAUGUGACUGCCUGUUUCAGUGGGCCGCUGAGGAGGCCUCUCACUCUCACACCGAGAAAGACACGCAAACAGAUACACAAGCAGCUCGGGUAGUGCGCUUCAUCCAGCCCCAGGCCACCUUGUGCUCUGAACCACCAGAGCUGAGAGCUCGCAGGGUGAGAGAGGUGUCCUCCAGGGAGAUGUCGGCCUCCUGCCUCCCCAUGAUACCUGCCAGCUCCCUCCCCUCCUAUGUAGGAGUAAGAGAAGGGGGCAAACUGGUUUUGCAUUGUAGAGGUCUUGCAGAUCCACAGCCUGAAUUGUACUGGGUGACCCCCUCUGGGCUGAGACUUGGUCCUGCACCCAGCCAUGUAACCAAAAGUUUACCAGCUUCUGCUCCCUGCCACAGCCUGACAUCCUCUGAAGGAUUCAACCACACAUCUGCCUCCAGCGUCUCUCACAGCCAUGCCCAAGAUGAUAUUCCCUGUAACCCCUCCGAACACUACCAGCUCCUGCCUGAGGGAACUCUGGAAAUCAACAAAGUCACUCCCAGUGAAGCGGGAUUGUAUACCUGUGUAGCUGAGAACACGCUAGGAGCAGAUACACGCAGUGUUACUGUGGGUGUGCACAGCAGAGAAAAGAAAAGAGAAAGGGGCACGUCUGCUAAUCUGAAGGGCUUUCCAUUAUUCAGACAAGAUGCCAGGUUGGAGGUGAGGGAGGUCAGACAAUACUAUGCUAUCCUGUCCUGGCAGAGUGGGCGCAACCUCCCCUCAACUCGCCUGUCCUGGCAAGCCAUUUACUCAAAUGCCCACACUCCGACAUACACCACACGCAUCCUGGCUGGCACGCAGAGUUUCAACCUGACCCACCUGCAGGCAGGGACAUUUUAUCGCGUGUGUCUACAUUUAGGGAUGAGUGAGGAUGCCAAGCAUGUCAACAGGAGGUCAAGAGAGAGCAGAAAGCCUCAGUGUGUUUCGUUCAGGACAAAGGAUGUCCCAGAGCCUGAGCCCAGCCUGCAGCUAAGCCCAGAGCUGACCUCCACAGCAGUUACACUUUUGCUUCUCGCACUCAUACUGCUGCUGCUGGCAGGCCAAGGCUGGGACACUCAGCCCAGUGAGGGGGCAGAAAAGCUCCACACUACCCUCCUCCAGGAAAUCAAAAAUCCCAAGGUUCUGAUCAUCAAUCAGAAGGCAGACGGGAGCAACGAAUAUCAGCCAAAGCAGAACGAGAAACUGCUCUUACAUGAGGCCUGCUGA
Messenger RNA from Toxotes jaculatrix (banded archerfish), 2388 nucleotides. RefSeq names its product leucine rich repeat neuronal 2 (gene lrrn2). The transcript has a single exon. Bases 1 to 2388 code for a protein of 795 amino acids. Lineage: Eukaryota; Metazoa; Chordata; Actinopteri; Toxotidae. Gene Ontology annotation, molecular function: protein binding. The record is from RefSeq and is a predicted model, not a curated record.